Molecule: messenger RNA, 3048 nt
Organism: Contarinia nasturtii (swede midge)
Lineage: Eukaryota; Metazoa; Arthropoda; Insecta; Diptera; Cecidomyiidae
Product: mucolipin-3-like
Exons: 2
Coding region: 606-2669 (687 amino acids)
Cellular component (GO): plasma membrane; lysosomal membrane
Molecular function (GO): NAADP-sensitive calcium-release channel activity
Source: RefSeq, a predicted model, not a curated record
GAAACAAAACACACACAAAAAAAAAAACAUGAAAUAAAAGUCAUAUGGAAAAAUACAUUUGCAUUGUAUAUAUGAAACGAAGAAAAUCGCUAAAUUAUCAUUUAAUAAACGUUUUUGUACGACCAGUGUUUAGUUCAUUGUAUACUAAGGAAACGUAACAGAGAAAAAUUGUUGCUUGAAGUGCACAAAUGCGUUUUUGUAAAUGAAUUGAAAAAAUAACAAAGAAACUAUACGUCCAUAAACAAGUGGGUAUGUGAGAAUCGAUUUGGUUACUUAAAAUAGCAUUUUUAUUUUCUUACACCAUUUGAAUGCAAUUAUUGCAUUCGACCAACUUCCUUUGCCGCACAUCUGGUAACUAUCAGGGGAUGAUCGUGCUUAACACUGACUCAUCAAUCAAUGUAUGAAUGCAAAAACGCAAAUUCGCGAGAGAAAAAAAAAUAAGAAUUUCCGUAGACAGGGUCAACUCGUUGGCGUCAAGUGAAAGUGUUGUUAUUUUCAAGCGAAUCCACAACGAUUUAUUCAUAAAUUGGAUCACAUAAAGGCCAAUUACCAUUGAGGAGACUGUAAGGAGAGUCAUUGGCCAUCGAGGCAGUGACUGCUUAGAAAUGAGCAACAUUACACCUGAACAUUAUUGUGCAAACCUCGAUUGUGACAGUGACGAUGAUUAUGAUAACAACAAUGACAAAGAAGGUUACAAUGAAAUGAAUACGGUAGAUAAUAAGCAACAGGCAUCUGAUAAGUGUAACGUGAUAAAUCCCAAUUCAGUGGUGGUAAAUCAACGACGUCAAAAAAUGGCCAGCGAUUAUCCAUCGACAAAUCAAUUGGGUUUAGAUAAAACCAUGAAUGAUAAUAUAACAAACCAAAGAAAAUCCUAUAAUCAUGUAAACAACACAGCAACAUCAACCACAGAGGAGAUAAGCUUUACCGGAGUGCCAACAAGUAGUAGUCAACCGUCUGCGUCAUCGUCAUCAUCCCAGCUGAGUCCAAUGUCAGCGUUCAAUGAAGAUCGUAUGCGACGUAAACUACAAUUUUUCUUUAUGAAUCCAAUCGAAAAAUGGCAGGCACGCCGUAAAUUUCCAUACAAAUUUGUUGUACAAUUAAUUAAAAUUGUACUGCUUACCAUGCAACUUUGUUUAUUUGCACAUUCACGAUACAUUCAUGUCAACUAUACAUGGGAUAAUCGUGUGUCAUUUUCGCAUUUAUUUUUACGUGGAUGGGAUGAUACGAGCGAGGUUGAAUCUUAUCCGGCAGCUAAGGGUCCAUUUGCAUUAUACUUUCAAGAUGAAUUCUAUGAUACCAUUGAUUAUGCGGUGGCCGGAUACAAGAAUUUAAGUCGUUCAAUUGGCUCUUAUUCGUAUCCAACACAAGAUAAUACAAUGCCACCACUGAAGCUGUGCAUUCAUCACUAUGAGGAAGGUGAAAUUUACGGUUUCAAUGAGAGUUAUACAUUCAAUCCGAUAAUAAAUGUGAUUUGCACAAAUUUAACGAGCAACCUUACAGAUAGUCGCACCUAUUUGGCCGACAAAGGUAUUGAUAUAAAAUUUUCGGCAUUCGUACAGGCAACAUUAGAUUUUUCAAUAAAAACCGUCAAUCUUAAGGCGGCCGGACCAAUAGCACCACCCGAUUGCUACCAAUUUGAUAUCGAAAUUCUAUUCGACAAUAGUGAUCACGAUGGCCAAAUGCUACUGUCACUUGAUGCAGAACCGAUACGAUUGCAGUGCCAUGGUGAUGCAUUGUAUAAAACUGAUACGGCUAUCGAUAGAGCACUUCGAAGUUUACUUAAUGGAUUUGUGAUUUUGAUAUGUGUUGCAUCAUUUUCAUUGUGUACACGUGCUUUAUAUCGUGCUCGAUUGUUACAAAAACAAACCGAUACCUUUUUCCGUGUCACCUACGGAACGCCAUUAAGCAGUGACGAUUGCUGGCAGUUUGUAAAUUUUUGGUAUAUCAUGAUCAUCUGUAAUGACAUUCUAUUGAUAUUGGGAUCAAUUUUGAAAGAACAAAUCGAACGAGAGAAUUUCUUCAACGAUCAAUGGGACAUAUGCUCUGUAUUUUUGGGCGUUGGAAAUAUGCUGGUUUGGUUUGGUGUUUUACGAUACUUUAGCUUCUUCAAAACGUACAACGUUGUUAUAUUGACGCUUAAACAAUCAGCACCGAAAAUUCUACGUUUUCUAUUGUGCGCUCUUAUGAUUUAUGCUGGUUUCACGUUUUGCGGUUGGCUUGUAUUGGCACCGUAUCACAUCAAAUUUCGUUCGUUGGCCACAACAUCCGAAUGUUUGUUCUCACUUAUCAAUGGUGACGAUAUGUUUGCCACGUUUUCAAUUAUGUCCACCAAAUCGCAAUUGUUAUGGUGGUUUAGUCGCAUUUAUUUAUACUCAUUUAUUGGGCUAUUUAUUUAUGUGGUGAUUUCAUUGUUCAUUGCUGUGAUUAUGGAUGCAUAUGAUACGAUCAAAAAGUUUUACAAAGAUGGGUUUCCAAACAGUGAACUGAAGCGUUUCAUUGGACAAAUGCAUCCAAAUGAUUUUUCAUCGGGUAUAUUUCGAACGUAUGCCGAUGAAGAAGAACAACAAUCAAUAUGGGAUACAAUGAAAACUGUUUGCUACCUCUGUUGUGGUCUCAAAAGAAAAGAAAAUCCAGGACCAACCGGAUAUGAAACACUCGUUACAUCUUAGCACGGUUAAAAUAUAUACAUAUAUACAUACGAAAACAAAACCUAUCUUCAAUUAAUUAUUAUGUAUAGAAAAAGUAAGUAGAACAAAUCGAUAUGGCUAUAUAUCUGUUUCUGGCUGCCUUUGCAUUGUUCUUUAUUGUAAUCUUUGUUUUAUUAUUACUGUUUUUUUCUUUUGCUUUUUCAAAGAGAACAAGGAUAUGUGUUUACCGCAAGUGUAUAUUAGAAACAACAAAAUGUAUAUUAAAAUUAACAAACGAAGUGAUCAGGUGAAAUAGAACAAAUUUACCUGAAAACAAUUUUAUUAAAUUAUAUUAAUUACUUUUUAAAAAUGUCAUUUUAUUUUGUCAAAUUGUUAAUAAACAUUCAAUGGACAAUCAAAA